This is a messenger RNA of Clarias gariepinus (North African catfish), 3016 nucleotides long. Its product is annotated as ankyrin repeat and LEM domain-containing protein 2. Gene Ontology annotation, biological process: negative regulation of phosphorylation. The transcript is spliced from 13 exons. Gene Ontology annotation, molecular function: protein phosphatase 2A binding. Gene Ontology annotation, cellular component: endoplasmic reticulum. The record is from RefSeq and is a predicted model, not a curated record. NCBI's taxonomy places the organism in Eukaryota, Metazoa, Chordata, Actinopteri, Siluriformes, Clariidae. The coding region runs from base 148 to 2484 and encodes 778 amino acids.
GCAAAAGGCGCUGCCUGGCUGGAAGAAGGACAGACACGAAAGCAUGAGUAAUGGAUCACACCUCAUUCUGGGACAACAUCUUCAUGAGACUUUAUUUUAGGUAAUUAUUUCUGUCUGUACACGCCGCGAGACUCAGGUGUUAACACAAUGGAUGCAGUCUUGAGCAGGCUGAAAACCCUGACCCCAGAUGAACUGCGGGAGGAGAUCACACGGGCAGGAUUGAAGUGUGGACCGAUAACUGCCACCACUAGGAGCAUCUUUGAGAAGAAACUUGCUCGAGCUCUGUUGGAGGAACAGCCGGGAGAGUGCACAAGGCCUGAAGUGGACAAUGGAGAAAAGGGUAGCUCUUCAGACCAUGCUCAGUUUCCGCCAGCGAAUUCAGAUGCGCUGAAUACAGACACGAGUCUCUCACCACAGGUUACCGAAGAUGGUACACCUCUGGCGUUUCCUGAUUCCCCAUCUUUAUUUUAUGGGGUUUUGCCUCCUCUAGAUGACCCACCUAAUGAUGGUUUCCUCCACGUUUACGGUGACAAGCAAAAAGCACUAAAAGUGGCGACGGCAAUGAAAGGCGCCCGGUUUAAAGCUUUCUGUAACAGAAAGGACGCUGAGGACUUUGCUAAGGGCUUGUACGAUGGUGGUGUGACACCCAGUAAAGAUUCAGCAGACAAAUCACCGAAUCAGGAAACGUUACAUUUGGAGAAGGCAAAUGAGUUCAGGAGUCCACGCACACAAGACCUGACCUCAAAACUUAGAAGAGCUGUAGAGAAGGGAGACGAAAAGGCUUUUAAAGAUCUCGUCUGGAAUAACCCAAGAUACCUUAUCGGUUCUGGUGACAACCCGACCAUCGUCCAGGAGGGCUGCAGAUACAACGUCCUGCACGUUGCAGCGAAAGAGAACCAAGCAGAGAUGGCCCACCUCAUACUGGAGACCCUACAGAGUCUGGAGUUCAUGCACCUCAUGUAUCCUGACGAUCAGGAAGAGAUGCUCUGGCAACGGAUCGACUACAUCGUGGACCUGUACCUCAACACACCUGAUAAAGGGAGCAACGAGACACCACUUCACUUCGCCUGUAAGUUUGGAUGUCCAGAUGUAGUGAACGUUCUCUGCUCACAUCCAAGCAUCGAUAAGAGCUGCAGGAACAAAUAUGGACAGAUGCCAUUGAGUGUGGUGUGUGAAAGGAAAAACAAAAGUAAGGAAACUAAAGCAAAGAUUCAAGAAUAUUUAGAGGAUCGUUUUUGCGUGCACUUAUUUAGAGCCACGGAUAACACACUUAACCCGGUGAUCGGUUCACCCUGGGCCCCUGGUACCCCCAAAUAUCGGGAUAUGUCACCAAUCCCUGGGUUGACUGAGGAUCCUAAAAACCCGCUGAUGACUAUUAGGGCAUUUGUAGGCCCUCUGAAUUUAUCAAAGGCAGAUGAGUUUCACAAGCUGUGGAAAACACCGCCUCGUGAUCGAGCAAAGUACUUUCAUCACAUUUUAAAAUCAGAUCCUGAUCGAGGAGCGGAAAGGGUAGGGAGAGAGUUGGCACAUGAGAUGGAGUACCCCUGGGCUGAAUACUGGGACUUCUUGAAUUGCUUCACAGACCUCUCUACGGAGGACGGCUUGAGCAUGCUGGAGGAUUAUUUGAGCACAUCUGUCCAGCACAAGAACGAUCCAGAGAAAAACUUUUUAGAUUUGAAAAGUUCACCUCCUGCUCGUAAAAUUCCAUCUAACAUCGAGGCACUGCACGAUGAUCCCCCGCCCACAGGCACGUCAGUGGACCGAGACAGCUGGACUGAACUAAAUGACUCAUCGUCUGUCAGUAGCAGGUUUCCGGUGUGUGACCUGAGGAAUGAGUUUGAGAGGGUCGCUCUGAAGCGGUCUCCUGCUGCUGAGGAUUCGACAGACUCGGGUUUGGAUAAUCUCAGUGUGUCUGGUUCUGAAGAGUUGAAUGAAUGCUCUUUAGGAGCGUGGGAUUGGAGCGAGAGAGAGGCGGGUGACUCCGGCUCAGAGGAUUACCACACAGCGGAUGAGGACACAGACAGCGUCUGCCUGACCGACAGCGGCAGAGGGAUAAGUACACCGGCACGGGGCCCUGAAGAAGUUCUGAGCAGCUCUGAGUCUUCCUGCUCCUCCUACAAAUCCACACACAGCUCGCCUGAAGGUCCCGAGGAGGUUCAGCCACAGGUGUUUCUCGCCGGUGACUCUCCCAGUAAGCUGGACAAUGAGGUGUUGUUAGCAGUGACUGGAGCAGAUGUAGAUGAUCAGCGUUUUCCCUGCAUUAGCAGAUGGAGGAACCGUGUUUGUUCUUAUCCCGAGUCUCAGAGGCACCGAUGGCCCAGUGUUCUGGUGAUGAACAGGCACACAGAGAGGCAGACGUCUACUCCUCGCAGACUUACACACAGCUGGCUAACUGGCUCGCCCAGCUUCCUCGGCCCGAACAAGUUCUUCCCUGCGUCCUGCGUGUAUAAUGGGUCACCCGACAAACACUUCACAUGCGCUUAGACACUCAUUCUAUAGCACACUCGAUGCAGUUUACAAGACAGACACUUUUUUGUUAAUCAUUGCACUAGAUAAAAAUCUCCUGACAUUGGUAAUUUUACUUUGGUCAAACAAAAAUAGCUUGACGGAACACUAAUUGGUACCUUAGUUGACCAAAUAUUUGCAUGGUUAUGAUUUAUACAGUAGCACUUUGUCUUUGUUGCUGUUAUUUGCAAUAGUUAUAUUAUUCUAAUCAUAUUCUAAUUAUAUUAUUAUUUAGUGUUAUGUACAUAGUUUUUGUUUUUUUUCCGCACUUUAGUCACAACACAAUGCAUAAAUGGAAAAGUAUCUUUUUCUGCUAAAAUCUUUCAUAGUUUAUAUUCUGUUUUUGUAUUUAAUGAAUAAUUCGCGCUGCAUCGCCCCGACUGUUCACUGUGUAUCAUAAAUAAUAUAUCGGCUUGUGGAAUUGCACUAUAAUCUGUCUACUUAAUGUCAAUAUUUGCCAAAGAGAGUAAGCAUAAUGAUGAAUGAAGAAUAAACUGAGCACACGGGCUUC